AGAUCUAGCCGUGUAGUGGAUCAAUGUGAAUAGCGAGAUCUCACCACUGACACCAAAGAGGCCUGUAUCUACAAAAGUUAGUAGCAAGCCAUUGAGAACACCGUGUGGAUUUAAAAAAAAGGAUACUACAAAGAAAAAGUGAUAACUUGUUUGUUAAAAAAUCGCUGGAAUUAGAAGGUAAAAUAGCUGCAAGACCACAUAGUUUAUUUGUUUAUUUACUAUUUUCUUAUUUCCUUUGAAACAUGGACAUAUACAAACGUGAAGUUUUUGGCCUUGUUUCGAUAGUAAGUUUUUAUAGAGGAGCCUAUUACUAGGACGUUUGUCAGGUUCUUUACAGCGGACUUUACUAAAUUAAAGUCUACAUCAAGGACCACAAAAACAAAAAGUAUGUCCUAUUUAAACGCUGAGCUCCUCGAAAACCAUACCUCCUCCCACGGCACAUGCCUGUAUAAGGCGUAGAAGGGAGAGUGACCACGGGAUUUUUUAACAAAGACCCUUUGUUCGCCACAUAAGGAUUACUGCUUAGUCGCAUUUUGUCCAGUUAAUCAGCUUUCCUAACCCGCAAAACUUUAAGAGGUAGAAGAAAAACAUUUUGUAAAAACCCGGGGACUAACAGAAUUGCUGUUAGGUAAUCUAGGAAUUUUAGGCACGCAAAUUUUGUUUAAAGAAAGAUUCAAGUUAACUUUUUUGGCUCUUGACUUAACAACACUGUCUAAUGAAAAAUUAAGGAACAAAUGGUCGAUUAAUUAAUAACUGACCGUCAACUGUUGAUACCCAAUUCUACGAUUUGGGUACCUAUCGGAAGUCCCAAGCAAAUAUAUAAAACGGUAGAAUAAAAUUAAAUUAUCAAGACAGUCAAAAAAUGCUGGCCUGUUCCAGGCUCCAAGAUAGUAAUGUGCAGUCACGCAACGAAAAGCGCAUGGGGACCACCACUCACUUCUUAAGAUCACGCGCGUCUUUUUUUCGCUUGCAUUGGCUUACUUUCGCCGCGAUGUCCCCGACUAUCUGAGGGCCUGACACAGGCUAAAAAUUGCAAGCCGGUCGACGUCAGUGACUUGGAGCAAGUCGUUUGUACUGUGAUUAAACUCUCACAUCUCUUCUACUGUAUUUUUUUGUUCUCGUCAUAAAUUUUUAAUCUUUUCUUUUUGCCUUUUUUAUAAGGGAAAUGGCGGGUAAUAUCGUGCUUGUUUGCCUUUUCAUUCUUGGUGGAAUUGCCUGUAGUUCACUCACUGCUGAGAUUACAAAGAAAGCAGCUGUAAAGACAUCUGAUGAAAAAGCAAAGAGGGGUUACGUUUGCCCUAACAACAAUGGCGGACAAUGGAUAAAUGAACCCACCGGCCACUUCCUGUAUGAGUGUACCGGAAGUAAGAUGGAGUUUGACUCGACUCUACCAACUGUGCUAUCUGUGUCUCUUAUCUAUAUUUUAGUUUUAAAAAAUUCAGACUUGCUUUAAAUACAUUUUGUACCCUAAAAAAAAUACAAAAUACACGUUGCCAGCAAUGGACCGAUUUUGAUCUUUUAAUUUAGAAAUAAAAUUAAUUGAAAUCAGGAAAAAAUCUUUUAAUUAACGAUAACAGUUGAGCCUCUUAUGUGAAGUGGUAGAUGAUGUCGGCAUUUCCUCCCCAUGAUGAUCUUAAAAAAUAGCCAUUUAAGGUACGAAAUGUUCCAGGGGAAUAAAAAAAACAUUAAAAAAUCUUGAGAGAUUGACUUCUUGUUGGAAAUAGUUUUGUCCAAUAAUGCCACUAGCUUCGCCAAUCACUCCUACGAUUUUCAGGUGUAAUCAAAUGACGAUGAGUGAAAAUAGAAAUUUUAGUGAAAACUGUAAUGAUUUGCGCAACCUUUAGUGAAGAAAUUAUAUAAACAUUUUACUUCACCUGCUGUUAAAUUGUGUGCUCUUUCGUGUGUUUAAGUUUUCCCCACUUUUUUAAUGCCCUGAAAACAAGCUCUUGCCUGACAUCUCCUUUUUAAACCUGUCGGUCAUCGUGGCACAUAGAUAUAUUGAGCGUUAACUUAAGAACUUUGUAAUUUCACUCGAAGUUAUAAAUUAAUUCUGAAAAUUCGCUCCGAAAUUAAGGAGUAUUCGCCACUGAUAUUACUAAGGAAAUGACUUGUAAACAGACGAAACCACAGGCUAAUGGCAAGCGAUCGCAUAUGUCUCAGAUCCAAGUUGCAAAGUUGCAACCAUUAAAGAGAGAAACUUUAUGGCUGAAAUUUGAUCCUCCCUUGGCUUAAAACCUGAUUGCAAUUCAUGGUAAUUUAUUAUUUAAUAUUUAUUUAUUUUUAUUAUUUCCUCUCCUGCAGGAAAUUCAGUCACUUCCAUCGCAUCAGCGUAUGUUCAGACAAAACGCGAUCGGCGCUGGAAAAUGGGCUGCGGUUACAACAAAGCCGUCAAAUCUUGUGCGUGGACAAGUUAUAAGAACGAUUGGGAUAAGCCUCUGAGAAUUGAGUGUCCACAUUACGGAUUCAUAGCUGGUAAAUAUAAUUGAGUUUGAGAACCUUUUUGACUUUAUUCAGCUUGUUUUUAAUUCACGAACUGAACUUAUUCAUAUCUACUAAUAGUCUCAGGUUCACAUUUCAGCAGUCUGUCCUGUCUUACUGUCUGUUUAUCCGGACUCCUGCUUUGUUUAAUUUUAUCUAUUGUCACUGGAUACAUAAUUGGCCCGGGACGCGGAAAUAAGUAACACUUUAAAUUCCGUCAUGUUGGGCCUUUGCGCUAGUGGCAUGAUGCUUUGCGACCCUCGCUUAUGAUUGCUUGUCUUUCGCCCUCCUCUUGGCCAGUUCAAUUAACGGAGCUCAGUGGAAGUGACUCAGCUGAAAGUUCCGCCCCUCCGACCUCCCCUGGUGGCGGUUGACGUCGUAGACCAUCAUUAUUCAGCAUACCUAUUGUCUAGGCAUUAUGUUUCCUCCCCUAUUAACUCAGCCUGUUUCUGGACAAUUGGUAUGCAGUGCGAAUAUUAUACUUUAAACAUAUCAGUGUACUUUUUUAUUGAUUAAAUUAACUGUCCCAUUCAUGAUAUUUAAUCCUAAAUUGUAUUUCAGGCGUUGAAAGUUAUUUUCGAAUGAAGAAUUAUGACCGUAGAUUCAGGUUCAAGUGUUGUAACGACGCCAAAAACUACGAGACAACAGGAUGUGUUACGACUGCCUUCAUUAACCACUGGAAAUUGCCCCUGGAUUUUCAAGUUAAACGAAGACUUGGCUACUAUCUCGUCGGGAUGUACAGCGAGCACAAGGAAAAGUUCCAGUAAGUUGAAACAUAGAAAAGAAAUCUAAAAGAACUACGUUGUUGGCGCGGAAAAAGCAACCGUCACUGAUUUGUACCACGAAACUAAGUUUUCCGAAACGUUAACUAUUCAUAACUAUAAGAAGAGUAAAUUUCACAUUCAUCCUCUACUACCAGAAUUGUUUUUAAAAUAAAAAUGUGUCCGAGUGUCAAAAAUUAAAUGUCAUUCACCAAUUAAUAUAGUUUUUUUUUUUUUUUGCAGCGAGGCGGCGUUUUUUGUGUAGUUACUUACAGAAAGAGGAUUAUAGGCAUGCAUGAUUACGAUUUUUUGCACGCGUUUUGUAACCUAUUGUACGAGUUGUACCUUGUAUCACUUGUAAGGCCCCCUUCCCAAGUGAUGCUCUUUUCUUUAUAUCAUUCAAGCGUAUUUUACUUUUACCAAUUGAACUAAUCGCACAAAUGGUAAACAAUGAUAUUUUUUACAACUUUUACCAUUUGCAUUGAAUCUCACUGUUACAGGACUUGAACAAGUGGUGAGUAUUGGACUCAUAAAUGCUUUAUAUCGAUUCAAUUUUUCAGGGACCGCCGCUGGGAGUUUAAAUACUGCAAGUUGAAGUUCCGUCGUAAGAAAUAUUAUAAGUACCUAAAGUAACAAGAUGCCGUGUGUGUACCCUUUCUGAUCGCUAGAGUAGAAGACAAACAUUUGAAACGGACGCAUUUUUCCCAUUUUACCCUCACGAGAAGGAGCGACACAGGUGACAGCCGAAGC
This is a messenger RNA of Porites evermanni, 3989 nucleotides long. The record is from the annotation of a GenBank genome assembly. Lineage: Eukaryota; Metazoa; Cnidaria; Anthozoa; Scleractinia; Poritidae.